This is a messenger RNA of Cuscuta epithymum, 1563 nucleotides long. The record is from the annotation of a GenBank genome assembly. NCBI's taxonomy places the organism in Eukaryota, Viridiplantae, Streptophyta, Magnoliopsida, Solanales, Convolvulaceae.
CUUUAGAGUAAAAAGGUGGUCGACUCCCUAGUUAUCUAGAGUUAGGUUUGUUGUGCCAUACUGCUUCGUUCGACGAGGGGUGCGCUCUUCGAAUAUGCGUUUUUGGCGAAGGCAGGAAAGUAGAUCUUCGUCUUUGUCCAGAGUGUUGGGUGGCUAGCCGGUGGUUGCAAGAACGAAGAAAGGAAGAUGGAAGAAAUUGCUAACCAAUAUAAGGAUAUGGCUAUCGGGGAUCAAGAGGAAGAUCUGAUUUUCGAGGAUGAGCCACUUGAGGAUGAAGGAGGCUCGGUCAUAGGAGACGUAUCUCCGAUAGUGGGGACCGUGAUCACAGACCGGAUGGUGAAAUUCCCAGUUCUUCGAGAUCUCAUGGCCUCACUCUGGAGGUCAGGUAAAGGUAUUUCAAUAAAGGAGAUCGGCGAAAAGAGGUACUCCCUCCGUCCCAUUAGGAGGUUCCAAUUGCGGUUUACGAUGCUUGACUGACGAUAAAGCCUGAUAAAAAAUGUGCAUGACAUUCCCUAUGAUUUUAUGAAUUUGGGAGUUGCUAGGAGGAUUGAGAACUUUAUUGAAGAAUUUAUCAGCUUUGAUAAUAACCAGUUUGAUAAAAAAAAUGGAAGCCCUAUAUGAGGAUUAGAGUUUGUUUGGAUGUGGAGAAGUCAUUAAAGGUGGGUACCACUCUCAGGAAGGGACAGGGUGAAGGGCACUGGGUUGACUUUAAGUAUGAGAAGUUGCCUAUCUUUUGUUUUUCCUGUGGUAUUAUAGGACAUGUUGGCAGGUUCUGUCCCCUGGUUUACGAAAACAUAUAUGUGGAUACCAACCAGCAAUAUGGGGUCAGCUUACGUGCAGGAGGAGGGGGGAAAGCUUGUUGGGGGGGGGACAAAUGGCUAGUUCCAGAAGGAUCAAGGGAUGGAAGUAUGGCAGUCCGAGAGGAUGGAGAGAGAGCUGGUCCGAGCAGGCAAGGAUGGGAACUUUCUUUGGCUGGGAACAUUAAGAGCCGGACGGAGGAUGAAGAAACAACGGUUGUGGAUGGCACAAGUGGAGAUCCAAAACGUAGGAGGACAUGGGAAGAGGAUAGUGGUGAGAGGGACGAGGGGAAAACAUGGCCUUGGACGACCCAAAAACCGGAGAGGGGACGGGUUUAGGUACCUCAACCCGCCGAGUACUCUGAAGAUGCUCUUAAGGAACGGGUGUUGGUGCUCUCGUUCGUGUGUUUCAGGAUGCAAGUUAAUUUCCACGCUUUUACUUUUUUUUAUUUUCAUGGUAUGCGAUCAGACUUUAUUUUUUUCCUUUACUGUUGUUUCGAUUUGUCAAACUCUUACAUUAGGUGGGGGUGAUGAGGGUUUUGCUCGGGCCACGUUAGACUCAUUUAGACCCAAUAUAGGAUCAUCGAAUCAUAUUGCUCUGGCUAGGGUGAUUGGUUCUCCAGCUGGUUCGAGGGUCGGUGGCUUGAAGUGUUUCCUUUAUCGUUUGUGUCCCUUGCCGAAUGUCUUAUUAUCAAUAUAAGCCUCCAUGUUACAAAAAAAAGUAGCUUUAGAGUAUGUGUGGGAGCUCAGAGAGAAUGGGGAGGAG